UCUUGGACCCUCAUUCACAGUCAGAUUACGAGAAGACCAGCAAACAAUAAGCAACAACUACUUUCUUUCGUGGCGGGCGGCUUUCUUUAUUCACUGCCUCCAACAAUCUGCGGUUGUUUUCUUUGGCUCGUGCACAUUUGUAAACGUGUCCCACCGUCAGCAUGUCCUCAGAAGCGUCAUCUCCUGUGAAGUCCACCACCCCUCCUCUGUCCCCGCUGUCCCCGACCUCUCCGGUGUCCCCCAGCUCUCUUCGUCUGCCCGCAUGUCGCAACAGAGACCGGUCGCCCUCCCCCAUGAGGGGAUACCUGAUUCCCAGUCCCCUGCCCACCCGCCGCAACCGCACCUGCUCAGCUCAAGCGCGUGCAGCUGAGGGCCCGGUCUUCAGUGGGGUCUGCAAGUGCUUUUCACGUUCCAAAGGACACGGUUUCAUCACGCCAUCAGACGGAGGCAAUGACAUCUUUGUGCACAUAUCUGACAUCGAGGGUGAAUAUGUGCCUGUGGAAGGAGAUGAGGUCACCUACAAGAUCUGCUCUAUUCCACCCAAACAUGCAAAGAUCCAGGCCGUUGAGGUGACCAUCACUCAUUUAGCACCAGGCACGAAACAUGAGACCUGGUCAGGAGCAGUGUUUGAAUCAUGAGGUCCUUGAAAACAGCAGCUCUCUGAAUCUGAACUCUUACAUACUGUCGAAAAGGGUUUCUGUUUCUUUUCUGGAGGUAUGGGGGAAAGCGAACAGGGAUGAAUGAAUGAAUGCCUUUAAGCGCUGUGUGUGACGUGACAUGCAAAUUUUUAGCUUUUUUUCUUUAUUUGGAUUAAGGAAGGGAGUUUGUUAUAAAUAAUCUUGACUAUUUGGUUUGUUUAAUUAUGUGGCAUGAACCAUAAUCAGUUAUACGUGCAUUAAACAUCUGUGAAUUGCUGACCGAUUUGAUUACUCUUAAAGGGAU
Messenger RNA from Pimephales promelas (fathead minnow), 942 nucleotides. It is a transcript of the gene carhsp1, whose product is annotated as calcium regulated heat stable protein 1. Gene Ontology annotation, molecular function: mRNA 3'-UTR binding. The record is from RefSeq and is a predicted model, not a curated record. Gene Ontology annotation, cellular component: cytoplasm. Gene Ontology annotation, biological process: regulation of mRNA stability. NCBI's taxonomy places the organism in Eukaryota, Metazoa, Chordata, Actinopteri, Cypriniformes, Leuciscidae.